Peronospora farinosa is the source of this 2190-nucleotide messenger RNA. Lineage: Eukaryota; Oomycota; Peronosporomycetes; Peronosporales; Peronosporaceae. The record is from the annotation of a GenBank genome assembly.
AUGGUGUUCACCAAGAUCUCGGCGCUGGUCCAGACGCAGUGGAGGAUACUACGCAGCACUUUCGAUGCCGAGAGACACGACCGUCGUGUGCAACAACGGCAAGCAAAGAUACUCUCAAAGCAGCAGCGUAGAGCGGCACGCAGAACCGCCCGUGAGGCGCGGCGGGCGCAACGCGCCGCCGAAGCACAUCUAAAUGUUGCCGUCGCAAAUGAAAGUGCUAGUUUUUAUAUAUACGAGCCGAGUGGGGGACGACAAACGACAAACGAUUCAAGGUCUCUUCAGAGACCAAAUUUAAAAUCUGUCGACGAAAUGCCUGUGGUGGCAGAUGUGACCACGGUGGCAGUCGCAAGAGCUAUAGAAGCUGUGCCACAACUCUCCGAAAAGCUCGCACUUGAGAUGGAGGCUCAGCUGGAGCAGAAGCAGCGUGAUUUUAACGACUCAUUUGGCGGUUACAGUACUGUGGAUGAAGACGACGACGAGCUGAUGCCAGCAGUUCUAGUCGGCGGUGGGCAUGCAAGUGACGCCAAGCUUCCAGCCAAGUGGACAGUUGUAGGCAUAAAGAAGGCAACGACUUUAACGCAAGAAUCGGAGGCGUUGUUGCCCGAAGCAAAGGAGCAAGAAGAGGCUACUGGUGCAAGGACUUUGGUGUACUUGGCAGUCUCUCCUUCAAUCGGACCAAAGUCAUUUUCAAGCUCGUCAGAACUGGUAGAGACCGAACCUGAGGAUGAGGAGGUAUAUCUACGUGACAGCGCAGCGUUCGAUGGCUACAAUACGUUUGACGAGGAGGAGAAGUUGCAGAGCCAGUUCACGACACAUCCUAAAUGUAAUGGGCUCUGUGUAUCUCCUUCAGAUAGCUUAUCUACUCAGUGUAGCAAUGAGGCAUCGAUUGACAUUCUUGAAAGCAAGGUUCGAACCAACUGGUGUGGCGUUGGGCAGGAUUGGAAGGUCGAAAAUAAGGACGAAGAUGAGGUUACUGUCGAAUUAUUUUUUGAAAUCGGUCUGACCGAGGAAAAGGUACCGGAACGAUCUUUUGGACUGGAAGAGCUUGACACAAGAACGUCACCCCGGCUGUACAAUUAUACGAAUGAACAUGCAUUAGAGGCUGCUCAGCAUCUGCAUGCUAAAGAUAAAGUGUUCGAAGAGCAAUCGGUUGCGGUUGAUUCCGAAGAAGUAUUGGAGGGUCUGGAGGGUCUGGAGGCUGUGAAGGAAGUUAAUACGGAGUCGAAAGGAGUGUCUAAGGAUGUUGACAUAGUGGAGCGAGAAUUUAUGAUUGAGGAAAAAAAGUCGCUGCUUCCGGCAGAUGACGAUAUGCUUUGUCAGCAGGUGAAUGCUCCUGCAUCACCUUAUCAUUCGCUGGUACAGUCGCGCAUUUCGCCGCAUGGAAUUUACUCCCCAGGCACGAUGGAUGAGUACGGUUGCUCCAUCUACGAAAGUCUUCGAGCGCGGGAACACCGAUACCACGUUACGGAAGACAUCUUCGCUAAGCAACAAAGUGUUCGACCGAAGAUGCGUGCUGUGCUUGUGGACUGGCUUGUUGAAGUGCACCAGCGUUUUGAGCUUGAGGCACAAACGCUGUACCUGACUGUUAACUAUGUCGACCGGUAUUUGGCACAAAUAUCGGUAAAUUCUCAACGUUUUCAACUUGUGGGGGUGGCAGCAUUGUUAAUAGCUUCCAAGUUUGAAGAGAUUUAUCCGUGUGAUAUGGAUGAUCUACUUUACAUCUGUGAGCGGUCGUACUCGAAGACGGACUUGGUUGAUUGUGAAAGAGAUCUACUUAACGUGUUAAAGUUUAAUUUGGCUGUACCGAGCGUCAGCAGUUUUCUGGGGUAUUACCUGGAGCACUUUGAAGAGGAAGACAAACUUAUUGGGCAGCUGGCUAAUUAUUUUGGGGAGUGCUCACUGCUCGACUUCAAACUUGGAGCUAUCUAUGAGCCCUCAAUCGUUGCUUGUGCUUGCUUGCUCGCAGCCUACUGCUACAUCGAGAACCAGACGCCAAACCUUGUGUGGAACUACCGCCUUGUAGAGCUCACGGGCUACGCAGUUGAGGCGAUUGUCCCCUGCACUCAGGACCUGUCUUCAAUUUUGAUUCAACCGACCGAGUUGACCGCCGCCGCGACCAAGUACAGUAGUAUCGAGUUCGGCGAGGUUGCUUGCUUGCUGCUGGAUGAUCUAGAAGUGCUAUUAUUCUGA